CACCGCUGUGUUGAACAGUUGUGACGGAAAAGCUGGUUCUCUUUUCCAUUACCUCGAUUUAUUAUUGCAUGAAUUAUCGUCUUAUCAAAGACGGUGUUAUCUGUCUGUGGAGGUUCGCUGGUACCCACGCUGUGUGAUCGUACUUUACCGGUGUUUCGUUAUUAGCUUUGUUAAGUAUGUUUCUAAAGAGUGACUGAUCUAAUUUGCGAUGCAGUCACGUUGCGAAUCUCAUUCCGAAAGUUAUGAACUUUGGAGAAAGUGUCUUGGUUUCAAAUAUCAACUUUAACAUUGACGGUAUGACUACGUUUCCCAGGGAUUGAUUCAUACUUCUUUCCUGCCAGACGUAGGACUACCGUGACAUUUACGAAUUCCGAGUGUGUUAUUGUAGCCACUGAAAGCCAGCUAACACGGAUCCCACCUGUAUCCCACGAACGCAACUUACGACCGUAUAUUACCAUAUGAAAAUCGAAUUCAGGACUGUGUUACCAGUGUCCUUAGUGCCAUGACAACGUAAUUAUCCCCCUGGUGGCCAGGAAACGAACUGAACAGAAGUUGUCAACCUCCUUCGGUAUCCGAUUCUUUGUCAAACGCCUCCCAGAUGUCCGAAGACGAGGUCACGGGCUCCGAACUGGAGACUGAGAACGGUGUUGCAGCAGCAGCUAGAGGGCCCCAGUACUCCCCGCAGGACGAAAGCGCAGGCGAAGACCGCGCAGCGAUGGGCCGAUGUGGAGGGAUGUCCGGAUGCAGGGUCGCUGCGCUCGUGACCGCGGUCCUAGCGGUGUGUCUUGGCGUGGCGAUGCUGGCGGGGGGUUACAACGCCCUCUUCGACGCUGCGUUCAAGUCGCAACUAGAAAUAAAGGAAGGCUCCAGAUCGUAUGAAAUCUGGAGGAAGACGCCAUUCCCUCUGAUCCUGAAGGUUUAUCUGUUCAACAUCACCAACGCCGAGGCUUUUGAGAAGGGAGCGAAGCCCGACCUGCAGGAAUGCGGACCUUACAUGACCAGAGAAUACCACGAAAAGAAGAACAUCACCUUCAACGCCAACAACACCGUCACCUAUUUCCAGCAGCGGUGGUGGAUUUGGGACGAGGAACUGUCGGCCAAUAAUUCACGAGAUGAUGUCAUUGUCACUCUCAAUACAGUACCUGUGGCAGCAGCAUGGAAUGUACACGCUAGUGGAUUUCUCCUUGGUAUGCUGAAUGGCAUAUUUAAUGCUGUCAAGGAAAAAGCCAUUAUCACCACCACUGCUGAGCAAAUCCUUUUUACUGGUUAUGAGGAUCCUGUGCUGGAUUGGCUGAAAGAACACCCACCAUUUUCAGAGUUUACCAGCUACGAUAAAUUUGCUUGGUUUUAUGGUCGUAAUUUGACAACAUACUAUGAUGGGUUGUUCAACAUGAAAACUGGAGUAGACACGCUUGAAAACUUAGGCAAGAUUGACUGGUGGAACAAGACACGAUCAACUCCAUUCUUCUCUCCUCCAUGUAACAGUGUCACUGGCUCUGCUGGUGAGAUGUUCCCUCCUAACCAGAAACGAGACCAUGUUAUCAUCUACAGUUCUGACCUUUGCAUGAGUGUGAAGUUACAUUACAAGGAGAAUGUAACCAAUGAUGGAAUAAAAGGCUACAGGUUCUGGGGUAGUAAUACCACCUUUGCAAAUGGCUCAGUUGUUCCAGGCAAUGAAUGCUACUGUGUCAAGGAUACUUGUGCUCCAACAGGGUUGCUAAAUGCAGAGUCCUGUAGGAUGGGUGCUCCUGCCUUCAUCUCCUUCCCGCACUUCUUUAAUGCCGAUCCAUACCUCCUAAACAUGGUCAAUGGUCUAAAGCCAGAGGAAGAGAAACAUGCUUUCUACAUGGAUAUUAUUCCGGAACUGGGAACACCAAUGAAUGUGGCAGCAAGAGUACAGAUCAACAUCCGCAUCCAGCCAUAUGAAGGAACAGGAAAGUUCCAUUUCCAUCGCAUUGACAUCCUGAAGGACCUGCCAAAUGCUUACCUGCCCAUGCUGUGGUUCGAGGAGAAGGCUGAAAUGCCCCCAGACAUGGCUCCUUCAAUCAAAACUCUUCUCUUCCUCUUAAACACUCCAACAUUAACCAUUGUCUGGUCUCUGUUAGUGGCUAUUGGUGUCAUAGUGGUGAUUGGCAUUCUGCUGGACCACUGGCGACGACAUCGGGCAUACGAUCCACUCCUUGAUCCUUUAAUGUAACAAAGAGUGAGAAUCCUUAUAAAUGACUUGAUGUAAGAGCAGAAAGUCUCUUUGAUAUGAAGGAAUUUUGCCUAUUUAUGCUGUGACAAUUUUCAAACCAGUAUUUUUUUUAUAAAUUAACAUUUACCAAUUUUUGUAAGGCUCUGUCUUUGGAUGGAGAAACUUAGUAAGGAAUCUUUAGAAUUGUAUUUUUAAUGCAAAUGUUAUGUAUAUUACUAGAGCAAAUAAAAACCUAGUUAAAAGAAAGGGGUGAAAAAAGGAAACGUUUGCAAUGUUCGGUCACAAAUUUGAAUUGUUACAUGCAAAUGGGAUGAAAGAGGCUUUUUCUCAAGUGUUUUGUACAUCAUAUGUAACCAAUGAGUGUUUAGCACAUGUGAUAUUUGUUAUGUAAGUGAUAUGACUUAACUACAUUUGUGGCAUAUUGAGUCAAGUGAGUGUGAAAGCAGAUUCAUUGUUAUUUGUGAAAUAUAAAGAUUAUUAAACAAUUUCUUGUACUUUAACAUAUAUAAAGAAUGGUUGUUAGUGUUUAGUACUUUAGAGAUAUCUGAGUACAUGUCUGAAUGUCAGUCUAGUCAAGACUAUACAGUGUCUCCAAAUCACCAUGAUUUAUACACACUUUUAUACUAAAGGUUAAUGCAUUUAUUCAUAAAAGUAUAUUAUACAU
Penaeus monodon (black tiger shrimp) is the source of this 2861-nucleotide messenger RNA. RefSeq names its product protein croquemort-like. The transcript has 12 exons. Gene Ontology annotation, molecular function: scavenger receptor activity. The record is from RefSeq and is a predicted model, not a curated record. Bases 599 to 2197 code for a protein of 532 amino acids. Gene Ontology annotation, cellular component: membrane; cytoplasm. NCBI's taxonomy places the organism in Eukaryota, Metazoa, Arthropoda, Malacostraca, Decapoda, Penaeidae.